Molecule: messenger RNA, 2749 nt
Organism: Aedes aegypti (yellow fever mosquito)
Lineage: Eukaryota; Metazoa; Arthropoda; Insecta; Diptera; Culicidae
Gene: dnr1
Product: E3 ubiquitin-protein ligase MYLIP
Exons: 4
Coding region: 613-2184 (523 amino acids)
Biological process (GO): ubiquitin-dependent protein catabolic process
Cellular component (GO): cytoskeleton
Molecular function (GO): ubiquitin-protein transferase activity
Source: RefSeq, a predicted model, not a curated record
CAGCUGAAAGACAAUCCUACACCCGAUACGGUCGAGUAUGGACGUGCUACCGCAAAGCAGUUGCCUUUGCCAAUACAAAAAGCUAAACUUGAGUAAAAUAGUGUUGUCGGUGCAGCAAAUCAGGUCGGGAAGUGCCGUGGCUAAAAGCUAGUCUUGAACCGGUCAACGUGAAUUAGAUUUGCAAACAACGCUGAGAAAUUCAGUGACCUGUGAAUAAUUUGCGGGACAUUGUUGGUGCAGAAGUCAAGGAAAAAAAAAACAUUUUGCGUAACAGCAGUGAUGAGAAAGGAAAAGCUCUUCUGUUAAACACUAACGAGGAGUAUAAAACAAAUAAUCUGUGAUUGAGGUGUACAGACGUAAAGUGAAUGCUUUGGAAAAAAAUAGCAUUUCUAUUUGAUAGAGUGAGCGACACAGGGAAAUGAGCAACCGAGAGUGAUAAGGUUCAACAAACGGAUCAUAAUCUACAUCUGUUUGUUCAGUGAAUGACAAAGAGACGAAGUGCAAACACACAAUACGUGCUUUGUGUAUACAUUGAGACUACCAUUCAGUCAAUAAAGGUUGAUAAGCAAAAAGGCAGAUAGUGCGUGGAGAGUGUCACCAAGGGAGUUCAAGAUGUGGUGUCUUAUAAACCUACCGAAUGGAACGACGUCGGGAGUCCAGUGUGACCCCAAGAAGAACAGCCAAGAGUGUUUGGAGAAGGUCUGUAACGAUCUUGGAAUAAUCUGUGAAACUGACUAUUUCGGAUUGAUUCCGGUCCGCGAUGGAGACGGUGCAGAAGUUGACGAAUGUAGCGCCAAACAGUGGAUCAACUUGCGAAAUCCUCUGAGUCUACACGCCAACGAUCGCCACCCCAUUUUGCUGUCGUUGCGCGUCAAGUUCUGGGUGCCUGCGCAUUUAAUCUUGCAGGACAGUGUAAAGAAACUGUUCUACAUGCAGGCUCGACAAGAGCUCUUGGAUGGACACAUCAGUGCGGCAAGCUGGGAGAAUGCAGCGCACAUUUCUGCCUUGCUACUGCAAGCUGAUGGCUACAUUUACGACCCAAACAAGGUCUUCGCAAACCUAACCGGUUUGGAGCGUGGAAGUCCUCUGAACACUGUCGAUCGUCGUCAACUGAGGAGACCUUCAAAACGGAAGUGUUCGGAAACCGAUGUUAAACGAGGAAGCAUUGCAUCGACAGUCACCGUAGAUGAUGCCGUUUCAGAAACUGAACCAAAGAACAUUUACCAGACCUACAUCGUGCGUCCAAAGUUCGAGGAUGUUGAACCUGAACCAAUGCCGGAGAACUUCAUUCAAAUGAUCGCAAAGGAACACGAGGUUCUAAGCAAGAUCAAAAUGACUGCAAGUUCCGCUCAGUACUGGGUACUCGAAGAAAUCUCAUCUUUGAAUGGCUACGGCGAAGAGGUGUUCGAAGGUAUCACGAUCAACGAACCAUCGGUACGCUGCAAAAUCGGAGUUAGCCCCCAUGGGCUUACCAUUGCCAAGGACGAUGAAAAGUAUAACGUUCCAUUUACUGCAGUGAAGGCCGCAAAGUCAAUCAAACGAUCGUUCCGACUGACGUACAUGAACGAAGAGCAUGAGGAAACCCACAUCGAGUUGAAGUUGCCAAAUCAUCGUACGGCCGCUUGUCUCUACCGGGCCAUUACCGAGAAGCACGUGUUCUAUUCGUGCGAAACUGUUCGACCUGUGGUUACCACCCAGUUUAUACGUGAUCUCAAAGGAACCAUUGUAUCCAUGUUCAACGAAGAUACUGAACUCGGCAAACGCUACGUAUUCGACAUCCAGCGAACCUGUCGGGAGGUGUACGACAACGCUCGACGAGUUCUGCAUGCUCGUGGAAUGGAAAUCAGCAAAGUACAAAAGGAAUGUCCACAAGCCCAGGCCAGUAAGCUGGACCAGCAGUUGGCCGAUGAAGCCGAAGAAAGCAACAAGCUCGAACGACUAGUCGAAGAACGGUUAACCGAAGCGCUGACCUGUAUCAUCUGCGCUGACAAUAUGAUCGACACAAUGUUCCUUCCAUGUGGACAUAUUACCGCCUGCCGGCAAUGCGCAGAACAAUGCGACCGCUGUCCACUUUGCCGAGCCAACAUCGAGUGCGUCAACAAGGCGUUCUUACCACCCGUGAUGAGAACAAGGAGUCAAACAGCCGCUGCCAACGCUUCGGCUCAGUCAAUCGAAGCUCAUUAAAAUCCUUAUAUCUCGAGAACGACCCCCACAAUUUCCACAAUUUGGCUCAAAAUGUUAAACUCCAACCACAUUACCAUUAGCUUUAGCCGAAAAAUAAUGCACAGCCCAAAACUAAUGUUGGAAAGGGCUUUUUACGUUACAAAAUUUCAACUGAAAAAAGAAAAAAUGCAAACAAGGUGAUAUUUAGUUUUAGUUACACUGUCUAUAGGCUUUGAACGAAACUGCUUUUGAAGUUGUCGAUAGCCAGACCCCAUAUUUCAUAAUCAAGCGAACUUAUAUAGUCAUGUAUCAAUGCAAACUAACCAACGUAGUUGUAGUACCUAGCGAAGGGUUCCACCCGGAUUGUGUGAUGAACGAAUGGAUAUGUUUUAAAAGGCGCCGAAGCGCCCAGUGAGUUGGAUAAUUUUAGCGAUGAAAGUAUUGAUUUCUGUUAAGUAUUUUAUAUCCCCCAAAACCUUCAAUUCAAUGAUUGGUCUUCGUACGAUCUACGUGUAAGAUUAUAUUAUCUGUGCCGCAAAAAAAUGGCCACCAAAAAAUGCAAAUACAAUUUGUUGUUACUGAAAAA